This is a messenger RNA of Plasmodium gallinaceum, 4791 nucleotides long. Its product is annotated as conserved Plasmodium protein, unknown function. The record is from RefSeq and is a predicted model, not a curated record. The transcript is spliced from 11 exons. Bases 1 to 4791 code for a protein of 1596 amino acids. Gene Ontology annotation, molecular function: GTPase activator activity. Lineage: Eukaryota; Apicomplexa; Aconoidasida; Haemosporida; Plasmodiidae. Gene Ontology annotation, biological process: activation of GTPase activity.
AUGAAGAAAGAUAAAAUAAAAGAAAAAUAUAUAAAAGCUUUGUUCAUUGAAGUUGAAAACGAUAAGAUACAAAAUAAUGUAGAGCAGUCUACUUAUAAUUUUUUUUCUAGUGUAAAUUAUGAUAUAUAUGUUUUCAAUAAGAAAUUUUAUAAAUUGAAAAAUUUGUAUGAGGUCGAUAUUAAGAAGACAUUAUUAUUAUACUUAUUUAAAUAUAAUUUUUAUAUUCCUAAAAUAAUAAAAAGAAUAAUUUUCAAAAAAAUUUUGCUCCAAAAUGAGAGUAAAGAUAUUCAAAAUUUUAACUACAACAUUUAUCUCUUAUUGUCUUAUAUAAAAAAUCCAAAUAUUAAUGAAACAACUCAAAAAAUAAUUGAUUUAGACGUAUUCAGAACGAGAAUUAAUAAAGAAAAUGAAAAAACUGUAUAUUUUUUUAACCUUUUUUUAAAUUACGCUUGUAGUUAUUUCCAAUUUAAAUAUAAGCAGGGGUUAAAUGAAGUUUUAGCUCUUUUUUUUUAUCUAAAAGGGAAAUAUUUUAAUAUGAUUGAUGUUUAUUUCUGUUUUCAAAAUUUUGUUGAGAAGUUUCUAAAAGAAUUUUAUUAUGAUGAUGAAUUUUUUUUUUUACAAAUAUCAUUUUAUCUCUUUAAACUAUUAAUUAAAUACCAUGAUCCUUUGUUAUCAGAAAUAUUAGAAAAGAAUAAAAUGACGCCAGAAAUUUAUGCUUCUUCAUGGUUUUUGACUUUAUUUGCAUCAAAAAGCAAUCUCAGAAUUUUAAAUAUAAUAUACUUAAUUUUUUUAUUGGAACAUAACCCUUUUUUUUAUUUUUUUUUUUCUUUAGCUCUUUUAAUCUUACAUAGAAAUGUAUUUUUGUGUGUAGAUAAUUCAAAUUUACCAGAAUUAUUAAGUAAAAUAAAUAUUUUUAAUAAAAAGUUUCUAAAAAAAGUAUGGUCUUUAGGAAAGUUUUUAGAAAAAAAUACUCCUAUAUCUUUUGUUCACAAAUUAUUUUUUAUUAAGAAUAUUUUGAUUUAUUUGACGAAUGAAAAUUCAGCAGAAAAUUAUAAUAAAAAAAAUAUUUUGUUAAAUUUUUUUAAAUCAAUCGAUUAUAUGUCUAUAAAUUCCUAUGAGAUAAAAAAAAAUAUUUCUUUAGGAAAUGACAAAUAUAUAUUUUUUGAUAUUAGAUCAAAUUAUCAUUUUAAUUCAUUUCAUAUGAAAAAUUCCAUUAAUAUAGAAUUAACUAAUAAUUACAUAGAAAUAUUAAAAAAUAGAAUCGAUCUACAAAAUAAAAAUAAAAAAAUAAAAAAGGAAACAAAAAUAGUGGACAAAAAGAUAUUUUAUAUUUUAAAAAAAUACAAUAAUCAGGAAAUAUCACGAAAUGAUAAAUUACUUUUCAUUUUUUUAUUAAGGAGUAAAUAUAACUUAAAAAAUAAUAUUACAUAUGAUGAUAACAUAUUAUUAAAAAAAGUCAUUGUAAAUUCAACUGUAUCAAAUAAAAUUAAUUUUGGAGCUUUAGAGAGAAAAAAACGAAAAAGUAAUAAAAAAAAAAAAAAAAGAAAAAAAAAAAAAGAAAUAUUUAAAGGUAUAAAUUUACUAAAUGCCAAAAAAAAUCAAUUGAUUGAUUUAAAUUUAUUUUUUUUUGAUACUUAUAAAAAUAAAAAAUAUCAUAAAGUACAAAGUAAAAACUAUAGAAUUAAAUUUAAAUCAGUUGAACAAAUAAAUUAUAAGUAUAUAGAACAAAAAAAAAUAUAUAGUUGUAAAAAAUACUACUCAGAUGAUGAUAUUUUAUCAAAUCCCUUUAGUUUAACAUGUUAUUAUAUUAAAAAUAAUUUUCAUUCAAAAAUAGAAAAAGUAACUGAUAAAAACUAUACUAAAAAUCCUGAAAUAAAUAAAACAAAUACUAAUAAUUUAAAAGUUAAUAUAGAAACAUUAAAAAAUACAUAUUCAACAGAAGCAAACAAAAAAAAGGAUUUUUCAUCAGAAGAUAAUAAUUUAAUAAAUAUAUCAAAUAAAAUUAAAAAAAAAUCAGAUUUUCUUGAACAAAAUUUAAAUAUAAGCUCCUUUAAUUUAUAUUUAUUAAUAAAAGAAAAAGUUCUAAAGAAUGAAGAUUGCUUGAAAUUUUUAUUCAUAAAUAUUUUAAAUUCAAAUAAGCAUAUAAUUAUUUUGUAUGACGAGAAUUUUAAUAAUACUAAAAAUGUAAGAAAAUUUUAUUUUGAUUUAAUAUAUAAUUUAAAAUUAAAAAAUGUAUCCAUUAUUGAAGGAGGAAUUAAUUCUUUUCAUAACUUAAUUAAAAAAAAUGAAAUAAAUUUAAAAAAAAAUACAACAUCAAAAGAUAAAAAAUUUAAUGAUGUGUAUUUUUCGUGUAAUAUACAUAAGAACAGAAAAAAGUUACAUCAAUUUCAUCAAUCAAAAUUAUGUUAUUUAUGUGAAAAUAAAAAUAUUAAAAAUGUGAAGAAAAAAAUUUUAGAUGAAUUUUUUUAUGAGAUAUAUAACGACUUUACAAUUUUUGAAGAUUUCUAUUAUUUUUUGACUGAAAAAAGGGGCCAAAUUAAUUUUUUAUCAUUCAUUGAUUUAAUUAAGCAAAAAAAAUUAUUAGAAAGUAUACAUCAUAAUAAGAAAAAAGAAAAUGAAUCAUCUACAUUCCCAUUAUCAAACAUAAUCAAUUUUAUUAAAAGAAAAAAAGUUGAAAAAGAAAAGAAUACAUCUGUUUUAAGUGUGAAUAAAGAACAUAGUAGAAGUAAUGAUAAUGAUAAUGAUGAUAAUGAUGAUGAGGAUGAUGAUGAUAAUGAUAAUAAUAAUAAUAAUGAUAAUGAUAAUGAUAUUAAUAAUAAUAAUAAUAAUAAUAGCGUUGAUGAUAAUAAAUAUUUUACUCCCAGAAAGAAUAGUAAUUCUUCAUUAAAUGAAAAGGAUAUAUACAAUAAUGAUCAAAUAAAAAAAGAAUAUUUUAAUUUAAAUUACUAUCUAGAUUAUUAUAAUAAAAAGAAAAAUGAAUUUUUAAAUUUACCUUCAACUAUGGAGAAAAAGUACAUAAAAGAUGAUGAUUUAUGUAAUGUUAGGAAAAGUAGUAAAUUCAAUGAAUAUAAUUUUGAUGAGAAAAUGGAUAUAAAAACAAAAUACGAAUAUUGUAAUAAUAAUAAUAAUAAUAAUAAAGACCAUUUUAAAAAUAAUUUAAAUGAAAAAAUGCAAAAACGGAGAGAUACUAAAGAGAUAUAUAAAGAAUCGAAUGAUAACCUUUUUCAGAAAAAUCAAAAGCUUACAAGUAGUAAUGAAUAUGAAAAAAGUAAACACAAUAGUCAUUCAUAUAUAUAUAAUUUAUAUUCAUACAUUGAUAUAUUAUGUUAUAAUAAUUUAUUAUACAAAGAUAAAUGCAAAAUUUACAAUUGUUUUAUAGUUUAUGUUUAUCAACCUUUAAUUCCACAUAAUAUCAGAUCAAAUAAUAUUAUUAGUAGUUUUAUUCAAUAUGUUAAAUAUAUUAAAAAUGUUAAAAAAAACAAUAAUUUAAUAAAUGACCCCAAUAUAUAUUUAAGUUGUAAUAAAUUAAACUCAAAUUUAUUUUUUAAUUUAUCUUAUUUCCCUUUUAAUAAUUUAAGAAAAAUUAAUUACCCGAAUUCCUAUUUAAAUAGUACUCGUCAUGAAGUUGAAAAUGAAAAUUCAGUUAAGGAUAAUUUUUUAUAUCAAACAGUUAGAGAGGAAUUAACUCAAAAAAAACAACCAAUUCAUAAGAAUGAAGAUGAAGAUGAAUAUGAAGAAGAAAAAGAAAAAAAAAUAAAUCAAAGGGAAAGGAAUAAAGAAAAAAAUUAUAACUCUUAUGAUGAAAUACUAAAUGAUUCUAUUUUAAAUAAUACAUGGAUAAAAAAUAAACCUGAAUUAGGCUUAUGUAAACUAAUGAUUUAUGACCAUCUUUUAAUUUUAUAUGGAACACCGUAUUUAUAUGAUGUUAAUAUUUUAAUAGACAAAAAAAAGAAAAAGGAAGACAUAAAUAAUUAUAUUUUUAAUUGUGAUAAAGAAGAAUUAAAAAAUUUAGAAAAAAAUAAUAAUGAAAAUUAUAAUACCUUAAAUGAACAAAAUUUAAAAAAAAACUUUAAAGAAGAAAAAGAUGAGUUAAGUAGUCAUACUGAUAUUGGAAUUCUAAAUUUUUUAAAAGAAAAAAAAGAAUAUAAUAACAAAGAAUAUCAUAAUUUAAAAUAUUAUGACGAUUUAUUGCAAAAGAUGAUAAUACAUAAAUAUAAAGACUUAAAAAAAAAAGAUAUUUUAUUUAAUAUUGACUGUUAUAAAAUGAAUAGUAUUUAUUUAAAUUGGAACCUUUUGUCUGAUCAUUUAUUUAAUAGUAUAACUAAAGAGCAUAUAAAUGAUACAUAUAAUUAUUAUAAAUCAUAUUUCAAUUUAUCUAAAAAUAAUUUGUCAAAUAAAAAAGGAAAAUCAUAUUAUUCAAGUUCCUCAUCUAGUAACAAUACUUGUUCUUAUAUCUCCGAUGAACAUGAUUUCUCCUUUUCAGAUUAUCACAGUUUAUAUAUGAAAAAUAUGAAAGUAAUAAAAAAUUCAAAGAGUAUAAAUCAAAAUAAAAAAUCCAAUUAUGAAUAUCUUAAUAUGACAGUUGAUGCAAUUAAUGUUUAUGCUGUAUUUGAUUUACGCACUAUUCAUAAAAUAACAACAAAAAGAAAUUCGGAUAAAACCCUUUAUUUCUAUUUUGCAACAAACAGGAAUAUACCUUUGAUGAUUUUAAAUUUCGAAAACGAGGUCGAGGUUCAAUCAUGUGUUUAUUCAAUUAAAGAAGUAUACUCAUGUUUUGCAAAUAAGAAAUAG